UUCAGUUACCUAAAUUGUCAUAAUUUUUUUAUUAUUCUCACAUGUGAGGGCGCGGGUUCGAAACCUGGCAAGUACCGAUGUGAUCUUUUCAUAGGUACUUUCUAAGAGUAUUUAGACACCACUGACAGACAGUGAAGGAAAACAUCAUGACGAAACCUGAUCUUAUAAUUUCAAACUAUAAGAUUGAAAUUGCCAACCCGUCUUGAGCAAGUGUGGUGAUUAAUGCUCUAACCCUCUCCAUGUGAGAAGAGGCCUUUGCUUAGCAGUGGGCUUCAAUAGGCUGAUGAUAUGAUGAUAAAUUUAAAAAAAAAAUACUAGUUUGGUCCAUAUAUAUAUGGACUGAAGUUUUUUUGAGAACUAUGUUUUAUAGACUUGCAAUAAUCUUAAUAAUAAAAUAGGAUUUUGAUAUAAAUAUGUAGUACUUUAAUAAAUUAACUGGCUUUACAUUUAUUCUUAAGAGGUAGCUAAUGAAUUGAUACAAGGAAUUCUGUAUUGUUGGGUAGCAAUCAAGUAAGUAUGGCAUUCUUCAUAGUGUCAUGGCAACCACACCAUAAACAAUACUGACAUUGAUAAACUGACUGCUUACUUUCUAUCUAUCCCAUACCUGAAUUUAGUUUAUAAAUAAGAACUCAUUUGUUGAUUAAAUUACCAAAAAAAAAAAUUAAAUCAUUAUCAAUAUUAAAUAUAAUAACAAUGUCCGACACCGAAGAAGAAGAUAAUUUAGUGAAAUUCAUAAAAAUUACCCUCGUGGGGGAACCAGCUACAGGAAAGACUAGUAUAUGUCGUCGGUUCGUUGGUGCCAAUGUUAGUGUUAGUGGCGGUACUCAGGGGGCGGAAGUGACGGCGGCUCAGCUGGCGGGUGUGACGUCACCGCUGCGUCUCUGUGAUGUAGCUGGUGCUGCGCUCAACACUGAGAUGCUGCCAAACUACUUAUUCGACACAGAUAUACUUAUAUUUGUGUACGAUCUCACGAACUUACAAAGCUUCGAGAGGCUUAAAUUAUGGAUGGAGAAGGUGAAGCAAAUCUUGGAUUCAGAAAAGAAGAAGCCUUUAAUGGCUCUGUUCGGCAACAAAUCUGAUUUGGAACAUCAAAGGGCUGUGAGGUUGUCCUGCGUGCAAAAGUUCGCCUCGGAAUAUUUCUUAGAAAAUUACAAAGGAUCUGCCAGGACCGGAGAAACGAUAAGCAUAUUGUUUUCCAAUUUGCUAUCGAAUCUGCUCGGCAUAAAACUGAAAUCAGAUGUACCUCCGUAUAAAAGAAUUUUGGACACGCAACUGUCUGAAACCGCGAGCAUGUCGCCCAGUGAGGAUACAGCCAGCACUCUGAUCGUCAAUCGUAAAGUGCUGAGGAAAGUACAGAGAAAAUCAUCUGCAGUUUGUUCCCUUCAAUAAAAUUUGUACCAACAA
Messenger RNA from Danaus plexippus (monarch butterfly), 1404 nucleotides. Its product is annotated as ras-related protein Rab-28-like. The coding region runs from base 694 to 1389 and encodes 231 amino acids. Gene Ontology annotation, cellular component: endosome; Golgi apparatus. The record is from RefSeq and is a predicted model, not a curated record. Gene Ontology annotation, molecular function: GTPase activity; GTP binding. The transcript has 4 exons. NCBI's taxonomy places the organism in Eukaryota, Metazoa, Arthropoda, Insecta, Lepidoptera, Nymphalidae.